AUAUGAGCAAAUCGUGUCCUCUCCAGCAGCGCAGUUCCAAUUGCAGUAUGCACGAAGAUCACCUGAGAAGCUUGUUCAAAUGCAGAUUGUGAGUUAGCAGCUCCUAGGCUUGACCCCAGAUGUCUGCAUUUCAGUUCUUAGAGGAUGUGAUGCGGCCGGUGGAGGACCAGGCCAGUAGCAAAUAGUGAGGCCUCCCUGCACAGGAUGGGGGCUAUGUAGGGCAUUUAUCCAUUGCCUAUUUAUGAUGAUAAACAUCCCUACCCAAGAGCCUUUCCAGGUUGUCCCUUGGCUGUGUGCAGCAUGCAUGAUCAUGUGCUUCAAGUUUCUCAGCUAACUUCAAAUAGCAACUUCUUUCCACACUCUUCACUGGGUUCCUCUUCAAAGCUAUCAAACGACUAGAGAGAACCAUUCAACUCCUCAAGCACAUGACCCAACAGCAUACACACGGACAUCUGCACACAAGUACUGACAUUAAAAGAUGAGUAUGUUUGGGGUAGGCAUGAAACCACCCUCUUCUCUCAUGGCUCCAAUAGUUUCUCUUUCCUCAUUCACUCCAGAAAAUGUGGAUGAAAUGUGUCACCUCCCUGGCCCUGACCACUUCAACACAUACCAGCCUGCCUGCCAGCUGCAUGUGUCUGCCUGAGUCUGCUUGUCUCCUUUGUGUGGCAUCCUGGAAGGCUAGGAAAUGAGCACGCCCCUCCCCCCUCAUUUCUGCCCUUAAGCAACUCUCAGACAAUACCUGAUGACAGUUGGGAAGUAUAUAUACCCCACCUCCUUUGCCUUCAAGUGAACUCCCAGAAUUCCCCAAAACAAAUCCCCACCAACCCCAGUGGUCAUAGGCUUACUAAUGCCCUGUAUUAGCUGCUUCCUUGUCUGCCUGACUUCCCCAUUCUCUUCUCUGUGUUUCCUGGGAUUAAACUCUAAAUGAACCACUUGCUCUCCAUUCUGUGUCUCCAAGUUACCUGCUGGAAGCACUGAAAGUAAGGAUGCUUUUCUCUGGUGGGAGGCGUGGCCACGUUGGCAGACCUGAAGAAGUUUUACUGAUGUUUAGGAUAUUCCUCAUCAUUAUUUGUCUUCAUGUUGUUCUGGUUAUAUCCCUGAAAGAAAAUGCUGAUAAUUCCAGUUUGUUAUUACCAUCUGCUGAAACAUCUCUUGUCAGUUUGGGCUCCUAUUCCAAUGAUACUUCAGAAAUAGGAACUACAAGCCUCAAUGAUGCUACUUCAACUGUAUUGUCUACUUUAAACAAAACAGAAAAAGCUAAAAUCACUAUAGUAAAAACCUUCAAUGCAUCAGUGUGGAAUAAUACAGAAAUCUGCAUGUCAGGAACCAAAUCCCAGAGAAAUAUCUAUGUUUUGUCAUCUAUUUGCAAUGAUUCAGUGUUUUUCCGAGGUGAGAUAAUGUUUCAAUAUGGUGAAGAACACAAUGUUACCCAGAAUCAAAACAUAGCUAAUGGCACCUUCACUGGAGUCUUAUCUCUGAGCGAACUCAAACGAUCAGAGCUCAACAAAACUCUACAAACCCUAAGUGAGACUUAUUUUAUAAUGUGUGCCACAGCAGAGGACCAAAGCACAUUAAAUUGUACAUUCACCAUAAAAUUGAACAAGACAACGAAUGUAUGCACUGUAAUGGUUGCUUUGGAAUCAGUACAGAUUCGUCCAAUGGAGCAGUGUUGCUGUUCUGUCAGGACACCAUGCCCUUCCUCACCAGAAGAAUUAGAAAAGCUGCAGUGUGAUCUACAGGAUCCCAUUGUCUGCUCUGCUGAUCAGCCACAUAGCCCACCAUUUUCUUCUUCCAGCAACCCCAUCCCAGUUGCACCUCAGGACACCAUUCUUGCCAAUGUUUCCAGUAUCUCUUCUGUUAUUGAUUCCCUUGAUUAUCAAUCAGAGACUGAGUAUACUCCCUCUGUGACACUGAAGGAGCACCUUCCUUCUCCCCAGCCUUCAGCUCCCAUAGCUUCCAGCCCUGCCAUUGGCAUGCCCACUCACUCUGGAACUACCUCUUCCCCUCUGCCCCAAAAUGAUCUUUCACUUAUCCCACCACAUGUGAAUCCCUCACAUCCCUCUACGACGUUAUCUGCCCCUGGGGAUGUGAGCACGCCUCCUGACAAUAUAGAAAUUGUCAGCACCAGCAGUGUUUCUGAUCUUGAAAGCCAAGUAUCCCAAAUGGAGAAAGCUCUGUCCUUAGGCAGCUUGGAGCCUAACCUCGCAGGUGAAAUGAUAAACCAAGUCAGCAAACUCCUUCAUUCCCCGCCAGCCUCAUUAGCCCCUCUGGCUCAAAGGUUAUUAAAAGUAGUAGAUGACAUUGGCUUACAGCUGAACUUUUCAAACAAGACCAUAAGUCUAACUUCCCCUUCUUUGGCUGUGGCUGUGAUCAGAGUGAAUGCCAGCCAUUUUGACACAACGACCUUUGCAGCGCAAGACCCUGCAAAUCUUCAGGUUUCUCUGGAAACCCAGGCUCCAGAGAAUAGUAUUGGUGUUAUUACUCUGCCAUCAACACUUAUGAGUAAUUUGCCAGCUAAUGAUGUACAGUUAGCUUCCAGAGUUCAGUUCAACUUUUUUGAAACACCUGCUUUGUUUCAGGACCCUUCCCUGGACAACCUCUCUCUGAUCAGCUAUGUCAUCUCAUCAAGUGUUGCAAACCUGACUGUCAAGAACUUGACAAGAAAUGUGACGGUCACACUGAAGCAUAUAAAUUCAAGCCAGGAUGCCCUAACAGUGAGAUGUGUAUUUUGGGACUUGGGAAGAAAUGGUGGCAGAGGAGGCUGGUCAUCCAAUGGUUGCUCCGUCAAAGACAGAAGGCUGAAUGAAACUAUGUGUACCUGCAGCCACCUUACAAGUUUUGGUGUCCUAUUGGACCUAUCUCGGACAUCCUUACCACCUAGUCAAAUGAUGGCUCUGACAUUUAUCACAUAUAUUGGCUGUGGACUGUCAUCAAUUUUUCUGUCAGUUACUCUUGUAACCUAUAUAGCCUUUGAAAAGAUCCGGAGGGAUUACCCUUCUAAAAUCUUGAUCCAGCUGUGUGCUGCCCUGCUGCUGCUGAAUCUAGUCUUCCUCCUAGACUCAUGGAUUGCACUCUAUAACACUCGAGGCCUUUGCAUCUCAGUGGCUGUAUUUCUUCAUUAUUUUCUCUUGGUCUCAUUCACAUGGAUGGGCCUGGAAGCAUUUCAUAUGUACCUGGCCCUUGUCAAAGUGUUUAAUACUUAUAUCCGAAAAUACAUCCUUAAAUUCUGCAUUGUCGGCUGGGGGGUGCCAGCUGUGAUUGUGGCCAUUGUCCUGACUAUAUCCACAGAUAAUUAUGGGCUUGGAUCCUAUGGAAAAUUCCCCAAUGGCACACCUGAUGACUUUUGCUGGAUCAACAGCAAUGCGGUAUUCUAUAUUACAGUUGUGGGAUAUUUCUGUGUGAUAUUUUUGCUGAAUGUCAGCAUGUUCAUUGUUGUCCUGGUUCAGCUCUGUCGAAUUAAAAAGAAGAAGCAACUGGGAGCCCAGCGAAAAACCAGUAUUCAAGACCUCAGGAGUAUAGCUGGCCUCACAUUUUUACUGGGAAUUACUUGGGGCUUUGCGUUCUUUGCUUGGGGACCAGUUAAUGUCACCUUUAUGUAUCUCUUUGCCAUCUUUAACACCUUACAAGGAUUUUUCAUAUUCAUCUUUUACUGUGUAGCAAAAGAAAAUGUCAGGAAGCAAUGGAGACGGUAUCUUUGUUGUGGAAAAUUGCGAUUAGCUGAAAAUUCUGACUGGAAUAAAACUGCUACUAAUGGUUUAAAGAAGCAGACUGUAAACCAAGGCGUAUCAUCCAGCUCUUCAAAUUCCUUACAGUCAAGCAGUAACUCCACUAACUCCACCACACUGCUAGUGAAUAAUGAUUGCUCAGUACACGCAAGCAUAAAUGGUAAUGCUUCUACAGAGAGAAAUGGGGUUUCUUUCAGUGUUCAAAAUGGAGAUGUGUGCCUGCAUGAUCUAACUGGCAAACAGCACAUGUAUAGUGAGAAAGAAGAUUCUUGCAAUGGUAAAAGUCGCAUGGCUCUUAGAAGGACUUCAAAGCGGGGAAGCUUACAUUUUAUUGAACAAAUGUGAUGCCUUUCCCCCCUAAAAUCAAAGCAUGAUGCUUCACAGUGUGAAAUGUCCAAUUUUACCUUUUCCACAAUGUGAGAUGUACGAAAAUCAUCUUAUUUUAUACUUAGCAACCUCGGAGGAACAUAAGCUAAUGGAAGGCAAUGGAUACUUGUGAAAGAGGAAAUCAAGACAUUAUCACAAUUGUGAUUUUGUUCCUUAUCCUUCAUUUGAAAGAAGACUGGUUUUACACAUCACAAUAAGCCCUGUGUUUUAAAAAUAGUUAAUUUGCUGUCACAUUUCAGAGGUUAAGUUAUCCUUGAUAACAUCUGAGAAAACAACUGCUAACAUCAGCCUGUUGGUGAGUUUAGUUGUGCAUGCAUCAGUUGUAUAUAACCUAAUUUCUAGUGACCCCCAUGUUCAAAAUCUUCUACUUUUUUGUAUUUAUUUUCUACUGUGUAAAUUUAUUCUUUUAUAGAAUCAUGGUCGUGUUGUUUUGUCUAAUGUGAUAACUUAGAAAACCCUAAUUGGUUCUGUGACUUCUUAAAGCUCCUUUUGGAAAUUAUAUGGGAUGGGAAAUAGGAAAACUUCACUGGAAUCAAGAAAAAUAAUGAGACAGCCAUGCUAGCCAAAUGUAAACAGAUGUGCCACAAUGAACUCAUAGAAUACCUUUGAAAGUUAGGAAAAGGUACCCUCACUGGGCCCACACAGUGUCAGGGGCUCAUGGUUGGCAAACAGGAUGGGCACCAUACUUUAUCCCAGUUACCCUUGUGGGUGUAUCCUUAUGCAGAGUACAACCUGUGCAAAGAUACAUGAAUCCAAUACCAGGAACCGCGAUCAGAGUAUGGAAAAAGAUAUUUAGCCUAAAACCUUGGUCAUAGAGAGGAAUAACACUGUAAUCUAGACCAUGUCAAAUUCCCAAAUCCUUGGAGCCUUUUAGAAGAGAAUAGAGUAGGGUUACCUUUUUUUAAUAAAGGGAAAUAAAUCAUAUUGUUAUAUAAAAGACAACUGUAUGGUACAUUGCUGAUUGUUAUAAUUGGUACACUCUGGCCCAGCCAGGUUUAUACUUUACUUUUUUUCAAACAUGUUGAGUAUAUAGUAACGGGGGGGGGGGGGGGAGACAACUGGUAGGAACGACAAACUAUCUUGUGAGGCUGUCCUUUGUAUAUGUAUCAAAACCUAAUUGUUCCUAGUAAUAUAGGGACUAUCCUGCUUUCCCCCCUACACCUGCUUGAGCAAUGCCUCAAGUAUUAGGAACAUUUAAAAACCUUCUAGUUUGGCCUUUCACUAAGGCUCCCUUGUAUAUAUUUCAAUUGAAUGUUAUAGCCCAGCUAACCGUAGUAAUCAUAUCCAUUUCUGUGAGUGCUGGUUUGUCUUCGCAAUCUUUCUUUACCGAAUUAUUUAAUUGUCUUGCAUUUGUGUGUUACAAUAGACAAAAAUGUUAAAUUGAAUGAAAUAAAUUUGCAGUUAAGUUCCUUAAA
This is a messenger RNA of Perognathus longimembris pacificus (Pacific pocket mouse), 5527 nucleotides long. It is a transcript of the gene Adgrg2, whose product is annotated as adhesion G protein-coupled receptor G2. Bases 987 to 4070 code for a protein of 1027 amino acids. The record is from RefSeq and is a predicted model, not a curated record. Gene Ontology annotation, molecular function: G protein-coupled receptor activity. Gene Ontology annotation, cellular component: membrane. Gene Ontology annotation, biological process: adenylate cyclase-activating G protein-coupled receptor signaling pathway; cell surface receptor signaling pathway. NCBI's taxonomy places the organism in Eukaryota, Metazoa, Chordata, Mammalia, Rodentia, Heteromyidae. The transcript is spliced from 29 exons.